AAGCGCCACGCUCAAAAUCGGCACAGUUUUAUGUUUCUUUCUUUAAUUUUUUUAUAAAUGAAACGGAGCAGACAGUAAUGCUGCACAAUGACCUGCCAGAUAAAUAUCAAAACAGCAUCUUUUGCUUUCACUCUGAUCACUGUCACGGUUUUAAAUGUGGGAUUUUGUAAAGACACUGACAUCGAUCCGAGUAAAUGUGUUGUGUGGGGUCCUGGACUGAAUCCUGAUGUUGUGCUGCCUGUCAGAUACUUCUACAUACAGACUGUUGAUUCACACGGACAAAACAUCACCAUCUCUCCUGCUAAAGACUCUUUCAAAGUGAAAAUAACUUCUUUGGAAAAGGAGUAUCUUCGUAUCCAUGUGCCACUACCCCUGGACCGGGCUGAUGGUUCGCUGCUUGUUAGAUACCGUCUGUAUGGAAGCUCUUCGAAGGGUUUGAAGAUUGAAGUGAUGUAUGAAGACAAGCCUGUGGCAAAGUCACCAUACACUCUUAAUGGUCCUGUUUAUCAUGAAUACUGUGAUUGUUCACAGUCAGAUGUGGCAGCAUGGCAAACGAUUAUGCAGUGCCCAGAGGAAGACCCCCAAAUACAAGCGGACUUCAGUCCGUUCCCUUCUAUCGACCUUCAGCGACUCUCGCAGGAGGUUCCACAGCGCUUUGCCAAACGGGGAGGAAUCAUUCACUACACCAUCUUAAAUAACCAGGUGCAUCGACGCUCGCUGGGCAAAUACACAGACUUCAAGAUGUUCUCGGAUGAGAUACUGCUCUCACUCGCUCGAAAAGUUAUUUUACCUGAUGUGGAAUUUUAUAUUAAUGUCGGCGACUGGCCAAUGGAGACUAGGACAGCGAGCGACAAACCUGGACCAGUGCCAAUAAUCUCAUGGUGUGGGUCCACAGACACACGGGACAUCAUCCUUCCCACUUAUGACAUCACACACUCAUCUCUAGAAGCCAUGAGAGGUGUCACAAAUGACCUGCUGUCCGUCCAGGGGAACACAGGUCCUGUGUGGUCUAAUAAAACAAGCAAGGCCUUCUUCAGAGGCCGAGACAGUCGAGAAGAACGCUUACACUUGGCGACCAUGUCUGAAAAACAUCCAGAGCUGCUUGACGCUGGAAUCACGGCGUACUUUUUCUUUCGGGAACGGGAGAAAGAUCUCGGCAAGGCUCCGCUGGUUGGUUUCUUUGACUUCUUUAAGUACAAAUAUCAGGUGAAUGUCGAUGGAACAGUAGCCGCCUACAGGUUUCCAUACUUGAUGCUGGGCAACAGUUUGGUCUUAAAGCAGGAUUCACCGUAUUAUGAACACUUCUACACUCAUCUGAAACCAGGUGUGCACUACAUACCUGUGAGGAGGAAUCUUUCUGAUCUCAUUGAGAAGAUCAACUGGGCUAAGAACAAUGAUGCAGAGGCGGAGCUCAUAGCUAAGACCAGCCAAUCACUGGUGAGGGAUCUGCUGCAGCCUCACAGACUCUACUGUUACUACUACUCAGUGUUUCAGAUCUAUGCGAGUCGACAGACCACUCAGCCUUCAGUUCAUCCUGACAUGGAAGCAGUGCCUCAGCCGUCUGAUCCCACAACACUGUGUAACUGUGAGAUGAGAUCAAUGGAGCAGAGGGAUGAGCUCUGACACAAUCCACCACACUUCCACUUAAGACAAGCAAUGUUUACAAAGACUUUCAAGAGAUGGGGUUGACUGAGCAGGUGUUCGUGGUUGUGUUUGUUGGUCUCCUCUGAAGAAUGACUGAUGAUGUAUUUACUCGUGCAUUAUUCUCACUACUUGUGUUUACUUUCUUAACAAGCUUUUAUUUUGGAUGUGGUUUACUUAGGAAUAUUUCUGUGCUUUCACAUUUAUGCCUUACGGAUAACACUAUUACACAGAUUCAAGCUAUAUAGGACUAAAUAAGAUGUAAUUGAAUUAGUAUUCUUAGCUCAUCUACAUGCCGAUCAAAUUAUUGAUCAUUUCACAGACCUGAGACCUGUGAAUGCCAAAGGAUUGUUUUUAAUUCAUUAUUCUAUUUUUUUUUAAUGAAGGUAAUGUAAACAGUAUAUCCAUAUUGAAGAUGUAUUGAGUGUAAUUGUAAGUAUUGUAGUUAAAGCAGUACUGAAAUUCACACUUGACUUUACUAAAUGAAAUACUGAAUGUUUUGCGAUUCAAAUUUUUGCACACUGUAAGAUCAUGGAGAUAAUAUCAAACAUAGGGGUGCUGCACAAUUUAAGAUGUGCCUGUGAUGGCAAAAUCUGAAAACAUGUAUUGUGCCUUAAGCUAAACUGUUUUGUUGGUUUGUAUUUGUGCCAAACGGUUGGUCAUGCAGUAGUCAAGUUAUUUCCGAGUUCAAUGAUUUACAGAAAAGAUUAAAACUGUUGUUUCUUAA
Messenger RNA from Triplophysa dalaica, 2368 nucleotides. It is a transcript of the gene poglut3, whose product is annotated as protein O-glucosyltransferase 3. Bases 88 to 1623 code for a protein of 511 amino acids. Gene Ontology annotation, cellular component: endomembrane system. The record is from RefSeq and is a predicted model, not a curated record. NCBI's taxonomy places the organism in Eukaryota, Metazoa, Chordata, Actinopteri, Cypriniformes, Nemacheilidae. The transcript is spliced from 9 exons. Gene Ontology annotation, molecular function: glucosyltransferase activity; protein binding.